AUUUACCAUUUACACAACGUUUAAACUUCACUGCUUUUGGGGUUUGUAUUUACUGUACUAUAAUGCACUCAUUUCUGUGAUGAAUGACAUGAGUUAGCUCCGACCGCCAGAAUAAAAGCAUGGAAGAAUAACGACACCAGUUGACCUGUAGCAUGGGGGAGUUUGAUGACCUCACGUGUAGUUUGCGGUGUGGUGCAAGCGUGCGACCCACCCCCUUGAUCUUGGCCAGCGCAUGGACAGUGUUCUUGAUGGUGUCCGUGGGGAUGAUGUCAGAGUUGUCUCCACUUAAAUAGUCUUUGCGGGACUUGAGUGUCAGCUCCACAUCCACCUUGACCUCCACGAUGCUAUGAUGGCCCCCAUGCCUCCUGAUGCUCAACACCUUCACGCUGUUCUUGCCGUAGCCAGUUCGCACAAACUCCGCCUUUGGGAGAGAAGAGCAGAUAUUUUGGCGUGCACAUGAUCCUCCUAGCUUGUGUUCCUGCCCAGGGUGCACAUCUGGUCAGAUGACCCAAAGUUGUUUGCGGCGAACACAAAGUGGAUAUAAGCGGCUAGCAAAGCCAUAGCGUCAUGUUGUUGCGAGAGAGAAGUCAUGUUGCAGUCGUCGGGCGUGUCGCCACAGAAAAGUGCCGAAUGAGGACACUUUGAAGCACCUGGCUGGUUCAUCAUUUACAAGUUGCCCGAAUACAAGAUUGGUGAGAGAGGCAGUGGGGUGGACUACAUGUACCUGGACCCCUCAGAAGGCACCUGGCGACGGAGUAAGUUCAUGGUCAACACCAGCCAAGGAGCCAUUGGAAACACCCUGAGUCAGCUGUACAGCAGUUACAAGGCCAACAACUCAGCCUACGCGCUCUACAACGAUGCCCCGCCUCUGCUCAAGUACGACCACGGAUACGGACACACCAAAGGAGUUCUGCUCUUUGACUCUUCUCAAGGCUUCUGGCUGUCCCACAGCAUCCCCCACUUCCCCUCCUUCCCAGAGAAGGGCUACCUGUACCCGACCUCCGGCAAGGUCAACGGCCAGACGGCCCUGUGUGUCAGCCUGAAUUAUCAACAUGUCCUCCGUGUCACCCAGCAGCUGGUGUAUGUCUUCCCGCGUGUCUUCAACUGCUCCGUGCCCGCCGCCUUCGCCGCCAAGCUGCCUGCGCUGGCACACUUGUGUGCUGGCAAACGUCCUGUGGCGCCUUCGGAUAAGAAGAUGGAGCAACUCUUCUCCCUGCAGGGAGAGAUCUUCUUCAUUUUUGCCAAAUCGGAACAUUUUGUUGAUGACAUCUACCUGGGCUGGCUGGCUCAGGUCUUCAACACCAGCCUGAUGGCAGAGACGUGGCAGACGUCGAAACACCAGCUGCCCUCCAACUGCUCGCUGGCCAAUCACGUCAUGAACAUCAGGAGGAUCCGCCUCCCCGGGUCCGCACCGCACUGUUCUCGGUACGACCACUCCAAGUGGUGCGUGUCCUGGGCCUUCCAGAAGCAGACCACCUGCUUGGGAGACUUGAACAGGGAGACCAGCCAGAUGCAGCGCGGCGGCUUGAUGGCGUGCUCCUUCAACCCUUUGAUGUACGCCGCCUUCAGACAGUUGGUGGACUGGUACGUGGCUUGUUGAUGUCACGCCAGCAGGGAAUAGAACCAUCAAGUACAACAUAUUUCAUCUAACAGUGCUUUUAACCCUCUAGUCUACUUUCUUUCAAAAUAUGUUUAAAAAGUGUUAUAAGUACCGGUAAGUCACUUUUUUUUUUACUUUUUACAUGUUAAAAAAGUGCUAUAAGUACCAGUAAGUCACAUAUUAUUGUUCUUUUUGAACUUUUUACACAUUAAAAAAAGUGUUGUAAGUACCGGUAAGUCACAUAUUAUUUAUUUUACCUUUUACACAUUAAAACAUUUUUUAUAAGUUCCGGUAAGUCACAUAUAAUUUUUUUUUUACUCGUUACAAGUUUUAAAAAAAAGUGUUAUAAGUACCGAUAAGUCACUUUUUUUUUCACUUUUUACAUGUUAAAAAAAGUGCUAUAAGUACCAGUAAGUCACAUAUUAUUGUUCUUUUUUAACUUUUUACACAUUAAAAAAAGUGUUGUAAGUACCGGUAAGUCACAUAUUAUUUAUUUUACCUUUAACACAUUAAAAAAAUUUUUUAUAAGUACCGGUAAAUCACAUAUAAUUUUUUUUUUUACUUGUUACAAGUUUUUUUUGAAAAGUAUUAUAAGUACCGGUAAGUCACUUUUUUUUUUACUUUUUACAUGUUAAAAAAAGUGCUAUAAGUACCAGUAAGUCACAUAUUAUUGUUCUUUUUAAACUUUUUACACAUUAAAAAAAGUGCUGUAAGUACCGGUAAGUCACAUAUUAUUUAUUUUACCUUUAACACAUUAAAAAAAAUGUUAUACGUACCGGUAAGUCACAUAUAAUUUUUUUUUUACUCGUUACAAGUUUUUUUUAAAAAAAGGGUUAUAAGUACCAGUAAGACACAUAUUGUUUUUUACUUUUUACAUGUUUAAAAAAAAGUUAUAAGUACCGGUAAGUCACAUAUUAUUAUUUUUUUUUUCCUUUUCAAUGUCAAAAAGUGUUUUGUUUUUUUUACUUUUUACAUGUUAAAAAAAAAGAGUGAGAAGUACUGGUAAGUCACAUAUUGGUUUUUACUUUUUUUUUUUUACUUUUUACAAGUUCAAAAGCGGUUGGUCACAUAUAAUUUUUUAUUUUACACGUUAAUAAAAGGGUUAUAAGUACCGGUAAGUCACAUAUAAUUUUUUUUUUUACUCGUUACAAGUUUUAAAAAAAAGUGUUAUAAGUACCGGUAAGUCACAUAUUAUUGUUCUUUUUGAACUUUUUACACAUUAAAAAAAGUGUUGUAAGUACCGGUAAGUCACAUAUUAUUUAUUUUACCUUUAACACAUUAAAAAAAAAAUGUUAUAAGUACCGGUAAGUCACAUAUAAUUUUUUCUUUUCUCGUUACAAGUUAAAAAAAAAAAAAAAAGGGUUAUAAGUACGGGUAAGACACAUAUUUUUUUUUACUUUUUACAUGUUAAAAAAAGUGCUAUAAGUACCAGUAAGUCACAUAUUAUUGUUCUUUUUGAACUUUUUACACAUUAAAAAAAGUGUUGUAAGUACCGGUAAGUCACAUAUUAUUUAUUUUACCUUUAACACAUUAAAAAAAAAAUGUUAUAAGUACCGGUAAGUCACAUAUAAUUUUUUCUUUUCUCGUUACAAGUUAAAAAAAAAAAAAAAAAGGGUUAUAAGUACGGGUAAGACACAUAUUUUUUUUUUACUUUUUACAUGUUUAAAAAAAAGUUAUAAGUACCGGUAAGUCACAUAUUUUUUUUUUUUUUUCCUUUUCAAUGUCAAAAAGUGUUUUUUUUUUUUUACUUUUUACAUGUUAAAAAAAAGAGUGAGAAGUACUGGUAAGUCACAUAUUGGUUUUUACUUUUUUUUUUUUACUUUUUACAAGUUCAAAAGGGGUUGGUCACAUAUUUUUAUUUUACACGUUAAUAAAAGGGUUAUAAGUACCGGUAACACACAUAUAUUCUUUUACUUUUACACGUUAAAAAAGGGUUAUAAGUACCGGUAAGUCACAUAUAAUUUUUUUUUUACUCGUUACAAGUUUAAAAAAAAAAAGUGUUAUAAGUACCGGUAAGUCACUUUUUUUUUUUACUUUUUACAUGUUAAAAAAAGUGCUAUAAGUACCAGUAAGUCACAUAUUAUUGUUCUUUUUUAACUUUUUACACAUUAAAAAAAGUGUUGUAAGUACCGGUAAGUCACAUAUUAUUUAUUUUACCUUUAACACAUUAAAAAAAAUGUUAUAAGUACCGGUAAAUCACAUAUAAUUUUUUUUUUACUCGUUACAAGUUUAAAAAAAAAAAAAGUGUUAUAAGUACCGGUAAGACACAUAAUUUUUUGUACAUUUUAAAUUUUUUUUAUAAGUACCGGUAAGUCACAUAUUAUUAUUAUUUUUUUCCUUUAGUGUUUUUUUGUUUGUUUGUUUUUUUACUUUUUACAUGUUAAAAAAAAGAGUGAGAAGUACCAGUAAGACAUUUGGGAUUUGGGGCUAUAUAAAUAAACAUUGAUUGAUUGAUUGAA
Molecule: messenger RNA, 4059 nt
Organism: Nerophis ophidion (straightnose pipefish)
Lineage: Eukaryota; Metazoa; Chordata; Actinopteri; Syngnathiformes; Syngnathidae
Gene: dnase2b
Product: deoxyribonuclease II beta
Exons: 6
Coding region: 719-1600 (293 amino acids)
Biological process (GO): apoptotic DNA fragmentation
Molecular function (GO): deoxyribonuclease II activity
Source: RefSeq, a predicted model, not a curated record